GCAGCCUUCAACGGCCCCUUGCAGCCGCAGUGAUGGACUGCUACGUAGCAGCAGAAGAAGCUGGGACGUCUCCGCUGACGCUUUUUAAAGCGACGCAGUAGUUUCAGUAAAGCCUUCCUCGUUGACAUUGUUGGUUUCUAUUGACCUCUUGACUAGACUGUCCAACCAAACAAACAGAUAUCUAUCAAGUGAUAUGGCUAAUAUGGAGGGGAGUAAACUUUGGGGAGGUCGUUUCGUGGGAGACACCGACCCUAUCAUGGAGAAGUUUAAUGCAUCCAUCGCAUAUGACCAGAGGAUGUGGGAUGCAGACAUCCGAGGGAGCAAGGCUUAUGUUAAAGCUCUGGAAAAGGCAAAGCUGGUCAACACGGAUGAAAUGGAGCAAAUCUUACAAGGGAUGGGUCAGAUUUCUGAAGAGUGGUCUAAAGGUGUUUUUGUGAUCAAACCUGGAGAUGAAGACAUUCAUACAGCCAAUGAGCGUAGGCUAAAGGAACUGAUCGGCGCUCCUGCAGGGAAGCUGCACACUGGCAGGAGCAGAAACGAUCAGGUGGUUACUGACAUGAGGCUGUGGCUGCGAGAUGCCAUCGCGACCCUGACGGAUAAUUCCCUACAGCUAAUAUCUACCAUGGUUGAGCGAGCAGCUGUGGAAAUUGACGUUCUUUUUCCUGGUUACACCCACAUGCAGAGGGCUCAACCAAUCAGAUGGAGCCACUGGAUUUUAAGUCAUGCUGUUGCUUUGAGCAGAGAUGUGGACAGGCUUCUGGAGAUCAAGAAACGAGUUAAUAUCUUACCGCUCGGCAGUGGCGCCAUCGCUGGGACCCCGUUUGAUAUUGACAGGGAGCUGCUGCGGAAAGAGUUGGGAUUUGAUGGCAUCAGUCUAAAUAGUAUGGAUGCCACAGGCCAAAGAGACUUCGUUGUGGAGUUCUUGUUCUGGGCUUCCUUGUGUUUGACCCACCUCAGUAAGAUGGCAGAGGACCUCAUGCUGUACAGCACCAAGGAGUUCUCGUUCAUCACACUCUCUGAUGCCUACAGCACGGGCAGCAGUCUGAUGCCCCAGAAGAAAAAUGCUGACAGUCUGGAGCUGAUCAGGAGUAAAGCAGGCCGUGUCUUCGGCAGAUGUGCAGGGUUCAUGAUGACAUUGAAAGGCCUUCCCAGCACCUAUAACAAAGACUUGCAGGAGGAUAAGGAGGCCAUGUUUGACUGCUACGAUACAGUUCAUGCUGUGCUGCAGGUGACGACUGGAGUCAUGUCAACUCUAAAGAUCAACCAGAGCGUGAUGGAAGCUGCUCUCAGUCCUGACAUGUUGGCUACUGAUCUGGCCUACUUUCUUGUGAGAAAAGGGGUGCCAUUCAGAGAGGCCCACGGUUUGUCUGGUAAAGCUGUGUUUACAGCUGAAUCCAAAAACAUCGCCCUGAAUCAACUGACGGUUGAAGACCUCACCUCUGUCAGUCCUCUGUUUGGAAGCAACGUAUCUUCAGUGUGGGACUACAGGAGCAGCGUGGAGCAGUAUAGCGCCCCUGGAGGCACCGCUAAGAGCAGCAUCGUUGAACAAGUGGAGCACCUGAGAAACUGGCUUAAGAAACAGGAACAGUGACCCCACCCACCAACCCAUACACACACACACACACACACACACUCACACCAGAUAUCACCUCAAAUAUACUGAAUCAGGUUUACUGCAACAAUUUAGAUGAAUCUAAAUCUGAGAUCUAAGUGAGUUAUUUAUAAACUAAAAACCACACAUUGCCUUUCAAACAAUUUACUUUUUUUCACUGUAAAUGCUCCAAACAUGCCAGUUUGAUGAUAUGUAAUCUCAGGAUGUUUUUGUUGAUCAUUUAUAAGUCUUAUUUGGCCGCUGGCUGGCAAAAUGAACAGACAUUAACGACUGCACAAUCAAACUGUCGGACUGGUUUUCACUGUGGACCAUUGGAGGAGACUUAUCAUCCUUAUUUCCUAGUUUAAUCUCACUUUUCAGAUCAAAGUUACUGGCUUAUCAACUGCUUUUUUUAAUAAUAACAUACAGAAGUUAUUUUUAAUGAACAAGUGUAUCCAAACCUUUUAUUGGUACUGUAUAAAUGAUCACUGUCCAUUUUCAUUGAGCUGAUUUGAUUCAAUACCAAAGGAUGCAGGUUAAAGAUGCAGAGUCAAGUUAAUUUCUGUAGAUGGUUAAGGUUAAAUUUGACUACAUCUUUCAAAGUGUUAAUUAAUAAUUAAAAAGGAAAAAAGCUUAAAUAUUGAUGAUUUAAAUGUUUUAAGCCAAAUAAGGACAAUAUUAGUGUAUAAUUAAUUUCAAGGGUAAACUUAGAAAGAUACAAAUGAAUGUACUGGUUUGCACUGUUCAUUUAUUGUUUAUUAUAAAGCUGGUGUCACAUAUUUCACCAAUUUAAUUUAUUGAUAUGGAUUACAUUUGAAACAGUGCAAUUAGAAAUUAAACGACAUGUCAAAAUGAACAACGGAGAAGAAACUUGUUAUGAACCAGGGGUAAAAUAUGUAUUCACAUCUAGAACUUAUUUCACUUUCCCAGAUAUAAACAGAGGUACAUUUAGAAAAUGCCUUAAUUAUCUGACACUUCAGUUGUAUGGCUUAUAUAAAACAAUACAAGAUGUUAAGGUGUAGUAGAAUACCAGUUAAUAUUUAAUAUUUAACUUGUUAAAUAAAAGAAAGGGAGGGGAAAAAAAACACAAUAUAAACACCUAAAUUUAUAGUUCAAUUCAUGAAACGUAUGUUGAAAUGAAAAGUUAGAUCUAUAGAAAAGCAGAUUAAACCUAAUUUAAAGCCUUAAUGUGUGAAUAUAAAAUUUAAAGAGCAAAGAAUAAAAAGGAAUUUUAACAAAUGCAUGCUGUUAGGAAAUUAAAUUCAGGUUGUUUGCUAUUGUUUAGUUAUUGAAAAAUGAUUAGUAUAUAAUCAGCACAGCAUAGAUGUGUUUUCACAGCAAGCAGUACAAUAAGACUAGGCAGAGCUCACAGGAAGCACAUGUUGCAAAACUGAUGAAGUAUUUUGUUUACAGCACAUUUAGAAGGUCAGAUGAGGCCUUCCUAUCUUUGAUAACUGUUUUUUAUUGCUGAUAUCUUUGGACAAUAUUAGUGUGUGAAUGAAAAGUAGAAUAUAAAUCAGUAAUAAAGUAUAUACACUUACUUGUA
Molecule: messenger RNA, 3137 nt
Organism: Melanotaenia boesemani (Boeseman's rainbowfish)
Lineage: Eukaryota; Metazoa; Chordata; Actinopteri; Atheriniformes; Melanotaeniidae
Gene: asl
Product: argininosuccinate lyase
Exons: 16
Coding region: 194-1591 (465 amino acids)
Cellular component (GO): cytosol
Molecular function (GO): argininosuccinate lyase activity
Source: RefSeq, a predicted model, not a curated record